This is a messenger RNA of Schistosoma turkestanicum, 483 nucleotides long. NCBI's taxonomy places the organism in Eukaryota, Metazoa, Platyhelminthes, Trematoda, Strigeidida, Schistosomatidae. The record is from the annotation of a GenBank genome assembly.
AGAGUUUUUAACCGACCAUGACUUUCCAAAUGAACUGAUCACAACACAUGUUGGCAUAGCUCAUACACGAUGGGCAACGCAUGGUGAACCAAAUGAAGUUAAUGCUCAUCCACAACGUUCUGGUCCUGAUAAUGGAUUUGUUGUAGUACACAAUGGUAUAAUAACCAAUCAUAUAGAUUUAAGAGCAUUGCUAAGUCGUCGCGGUUAUGUAUUCGAAUCGGAAACAGAUACAGAAGUGAUUCCGAAAUUUAUGCAAAUGAUUUAUGAUUCACAUAAAGACAAUCCAAUUACAUUUUUAGAAGUUGUUGAAUUAGUUGCUCAACAAUUGGAAGGAUCAUUUGCAUUGGCAUGUAAAAGUUAUUAUUAUCCUGGUGAAUGUGUUGUAGCAAGGCGUGGUUCACCAAUGUUAGUUGGCAUUAAAAGUCCACAUGAAUUGACUAUGAAUCAUAUACCGGUAUUUUAUAAACCGAAUAGUAUGUUCUA